Osmia bicornis bicornis is the source of this 16279-nucleotide messenger RNA. RefSeq names its product neural-cadherin. The transcript is spliced from 38 exons. NCBI's taxonomy places the organism in Eukaryota, Metazoa, Arthropoda, Insecta, Hymenoptera, Megachilidae. Bases 772 to 9834 code for a protein of 3020 amino acids. Gene Ontology annotation, molecular function: calcium ion binding; cadherin binding. Gene Ontology annotation, cellular component: catenin complex; plasma membrane. The record is from RefSeq and is a predicted model, not a curated record. Gene Ontology annotation, biological process: homophilic cell-cell adhesion.
AUAGCCGCGACAGCUUGAAACGCGUGUCGUUGUGCUGCGUCCGUUUCUCUCUGUCUCUUGGUUUCGCUUCUCCUCUCGGGGAAGCAGCCGUUUGACAGAAAAGUCGUGCGUUGGAGCGCGUGUAACUCAUCUACCUACCCCACGGCCACCGUCUCCAUCGGGUUGAUGUGUUAUCGUUACCUGUUUUUUUUUAUUCUGGACAACGGAUUGAAAGGGGUCAGGGUGGUAGUGAAUGCUCUCCUUUCCGGUGGAGAGAAGAGCGCGCGAUUCGGAUAACGAGCAAACGAGACGAGACGUUCGUUCUCUAUCCGCAAGGUGGUGGGUAAUGAUAACAGAGGGUAAGCUUCGAGAGGGGGAGACCUCUGCUGACAGUGUGAUCGUCGCAGGAUUCUGAGUUGUUGGAAAAAGGAAGAAUCGUCGAUAAUACCGGUGCGUGGUGAGCUCGUGCCAGAGCUAGAGUUUCUCGAACCCCCGAACCCGGCGAGUAGACAGUGAAACAUACCGGUCGUGUUGCCCGGUGUAUCUAACCUUUUGAGUUGAACCGAUUGGACUGGAGGAGACUCGGUUACACACGGACGUCUCAGCUACAAUUGCAGGUGCCAGGACUUUCGGGGGUGGUGCUGGUUACACUUUAUUCCCAUACACGACUAACCCGAACGACCGAGGGAAUAAACGACUUUGGAUAAUCACUGUUGGAUCGCAUGGUGUCAGCACUCAUGCUUUAGUAAAAGCACGAGAGUAUUGAGAGCGGAGCGGAAAAGAGGCAGCACGAUGUGGCGCAUACUAGUCGUCGCAGUCUUGCUGGUGGCCACCUCGGUGGGUGACAAAGUGGUGGUUUUACCCCACGAUGUUUAUCCAGGAUACGAGGUGACGCUGUUUAAUACAAAACGUCCAUCGAACUUCCAUCUGAUGGAGAAUGGUUUUUCCAAAUUCUUCACUGUAUUGGGAAACGGUCUGGUGAUGACUACGUCCGAUUUGUCACCGCUGGUCGACCGGCCAGUGAACCUGAUCGUCCUCGAAGAAUUGGCCAACGGUACCGAGACACAUUUCCUCCAUCUAUACGUGAUUAAUCGCCGGAACAUGAUCACCUUCUCGCACGAUCACCUUGGCGAGGGGGAGGUACCGGAGAAUUCUGUCUCUGGCACCUUGAUCGACGGCUUUCCGGUCCUAAGAGCUCGAGGAAGCUUCCCGGUCCAUUACACCAUUCUCCCGGACGAAACUGGGGAUCGUCCGUUCGCUUUGCAAGAGGAAGACUCGAACCACACCGGUUUCAAUCUGACGUUGAACAGCCAGAAAGAUGGGGUCAGGGUGGUGACCGCGAAACCUCUGGACCGAGAGACCAAGAAGCUUUACACUGUCGCGAUACACGCUUCUGAUGGUUAUCUGCUUAGCAGUUCACAGAUCAGCGGCGUUGUCCACGUGCUGGACGAGAACGACAAUAGCCCCGUGUUCGAGAAAGAAUUAUACACGUUUGAGAUAAGACCGAGCAACCUGGACGCCAUUCACAAGAACUCUGUCGCACUUCCUGGAUGGAAACGGUUCUCUGUGGUGGGGAAGGUCGCUGCGAAGGAUGACGAUGGUGACAAGGUUGCCUAUAAAUUACUUACGCCUAGCAGUUUGUUGGUGGUAGUACCCCAGACUGGAGAACUUAUGUUGGUCGGCGAACCGGAAAUCACGAUGGACGAAGACAGCGAGUGUGUGGUGAUCGUCGAGGCUCACGAUGUACGAAGUCCUAGUCGAUCUGCGGAGAAACCAGCCAAGGUUAUUGUCAGAUUCUUGACGUCACAACCGGUGGACGUUGAAGUUCACCGAAUACAAAAACGUAGGGUAACCAGGGCUGUUAGGCCGACGAAGAAGGUGGACUUUACGGAAGCGGACGGCGAUGUCGAAGGAAAGAUCGUGUUUUAUUUGGAGAAGGAGAACGAGAAGGAGGAGUACAAGAUUAGGGAUGAGAAUAAAUGGGUCUCUGUUUGCUCGAAUGGGUCGGUUGUGGUGAAACAGAAAUGGGAUUACGAGGAGUUGGGCUCGGAAAAGACCAUUGACUUUUGGGUGACCAUUACGAAUACAGAUCGGUGUUCACGGUACCCGCCGUAUAUCCGGUGUCCAUUUCACGACACAGACAAUCAGCGUGUCAUUAUCAACAUGAAGGACGUUAACGAUGAACCGCCAUACUUCAUAAAUCGACCUCUGCCAAUGCAAACCGUCGUUCAGCUGAAUGCACCACCGAAUACCCAUGUGUUUACCCUUCAAGCAAGGGAUCCUGACACCGACAGCAAUAUUCAUUACUUCAUAGUGCGAGAUCGGACUGGAGGCCGUUUCGAGGUAGACGAACGAUCCGGAGUUGUACGUACCCGGGGGACCGAUCUCUUUCAGUUGGACAUGGAAUAUGUUCUGUAUGUGAAAGCAGAAGAUCAGAAUGGCCGUAUAGACGAGAGGCGUUUUCAGUCGACUCCUGAGGAACGUUUAUCGAUCGUAGGUGGAAAACGAGCACCUCAGUUUUACAUGAUCGCGUACGAAGCUGAAAUACCGGAAAACCAGAAGAAAGAUUCUGAUAUCAUAUCCGUGAAAGCAAAGUCAUUUGCCGAUCGUGAAAUUCGUUAUACGCUAAAAGCUCAAGGACUAGGAGCAGCAGGAACAUUUAACAUCGGACCAAGUUCCGGUAUUGUGAAGCUCGCUAAGGAAUUGGAUUUCGAGGAUCUACGUCAACCACAUAUUUAUUCUCUCUUAGUCACUGCUACCGAAGAUUCUGGUGGUUUUUCCACUUCCGUCGAGCUGACCAUACGCGUGUCCGAUGUGAACGACAAUGCCCCGAAAUUCGAGCUGCCCGAUUACCAAGCCCACAAUGUUGACGAGGAUAUUUCACUGGGCACAAGUAUAUUAAAAGUGAAAGCAACGGACGCAGAUUCCGGUGCUAACGCGGAAAUAGAGUAUUUGGUGUCAGACGACCACUUUAGCGUGGAUUCCCAAGGGAUAAUUGUUAACAAUAAACAGCUAGAUGCAGACAACAAUAAUGCUUAUUACGAAUUUGUUGUUACCGCCAGAGACAAAGGAGAACCACCAAAGACUGGUACAGCAACAGUACGAAUAUACACAAAGAACAAGAACGACGAAGAGCCAAAAUUCUCUCAGCAAGUGUACACGCCAAACGUGGACGAAAAUGCUGGACCCAACACCCUUGUCACAACCGUGGUAGCUUCAGACAAGGACGGUGACAAUGUUCGGUUCAGAUUCGUCGGGGGGAACACUACGUCCGGUCAGUUCGUGAUCGAGGAGAUCACUGGUGUGAUUCGACUGCACGGAAAAGAGAUAUCUCUGGAACGAGACAAAUACGAACUGAAUGUGACUGCUCUCGAUGAUGGAGCUUGUUGUCCUAAUGGAGAAACAACAACUCACACCAGUACUGCUGUCGUCGUGGUUUUCAUCACUGAUGUCAACGAUAACAAACCAGAGUUCAAAGACUGCAGCAUGUAUAAUCCAAAAGUCGAGGAAGGUGCACCCAAUGGAAGUACUGUUAUCAAGGUUCAAGCUACGGAUAAAGAUAAGGGUGUGAAUGGGCAGGUUAAAUAUUCCAUUGUUCAACAACCCAAUCAGAAAGGAACAAAAUUUACUGUUGAUGAGGAGACUGGCCAAGUCCUGACGAAUAAGGUAUUCGAUCGUGAGGGAGAUGAUGGAAAGUUCGUAUCUGUUACUGUUAAAGCAACAGAUCAAGGUGAACCUUCUUUGGAAGGUGUCUGUUCCUUCACUGUUGAAAUUACUGACGUUAAUGACAACCCACCCCUAUUCGACCGUCAGCGAUACGUAGAAAACGUAAAACAGGAUGCUAGUAUUGGCACAAACAUUCUAAGAGUAUCGGCAUCGGACGAAGAUGCCGAUAAUAACGGCGCUAUAACGUAUUCGUUGACAUCGCCGAACAAUGACCAAGGGUUGGAGUACUUUGAGAUUCAACCAGAGUCUGGUUGGAUCGUCUUAAAGAAGCCUCUAGACGGCUGUUUUCCACGUGACAGCUAUCGCCUGCGAGUACGGGCCUCCGACAGAGGGACGCAAGUGUUGUACGCAGAUGUGGACGUUGAGUUAGACGUCGUAGACAGAAACAAUAAACCACCUGUGUGGGAUGCGAAUGUAUACGGCCCCAUUCACAUCAAAGAAAAUGUCACAGUGGGUACUGUAGUGACGUCGGUGAAAGCCAGCUCGGGAAUCGACAAUAAUCCGACGGUGUUUUACCGGUUAAUGCCCGGAUCCACGGCUCAAACCAACAAGUUUCACACGUUUUACCUUCAGCAACGAGCCGAGAAGUCCGUCACCUGGGCCGAUAUCAAGGUUAACCAUCCUCUGGAUUACGAGAGCAUAAAGGAGUACAAUCUGACUAUACGAGUCGAGAACAAUGGUGCCCAGCAGCUUGCUUCUGAAGCAACUGUCUACAUUGUCUUGGAGGACGUUAACGACGAAAUACCUUUGUUCACCGAACGCGAACAAGAAACCGUACUCGAGGGUGAACCGGUUGGCAGUAAAGUUACUCAAGUCAACGCGAUUGAUAAGGAUGGCACUUUCCCGAAUAAUCAGGUCACUUAUUACGUGGUCGACAGCGAUAGGAACGAAGGAAAGGACUACUUCGAGAUCAACCGCGAGACGGGUGAAAUUUUCACGAAGGUUAUGUUCGAUCGUGAGAAACAGGGCGCUUAUGCAUUGGAAGUGGAGGCUAGAGAUGGUGCACCAUCGGCGAGACCUAACAGCAACGGACAACCGAAUUCAGUAACGAAAUUCAUCCGUAUUGGAAUAGCUGACAAGAACGACAAUCCACCUUACUUCGAUAAAGGCCUCUACGAGGCUGAAGUAGACGAAAAUGAGGAUAUUCAACACACGGUCCUCACUGUCACCGCCAAAGAUCACGACGAGUCCUCGCGUAUUCGAUACGAGAUUACGAGCGGUAACAUAGGCGGUGCAUUCGCUGUGAAGAAUAUGACCGGCGCCAUUUACGUCGCAGGUGCAUUGGAUUACGAGACCAGGAAAAGGUACGAGCUUCGCCUCACCGCGUCGGAUAACUUGAAAGAAAAUUACACUACCGUGGUGAUACAUGUAAAGGAUGUAAACGAUAAUCCGCCUGUCUUCGAGCGUCCAAAUUACUGGACGCAGAUCACCGAGGAAGACGACAGGACACUACCGAAACGUGUUCUUGUGGUCACAGCUACCGAUGGCGACAAAGACAGACCACAGAACAUCGUCUAUUUCUUAACUGGACAGGGUAUAGAUCCUGAUAAUCCAGCGAACAGCAAGUUCGAUAUCAAUCGCACGAGCGGAGAAAUCUAUGUAUUAAAGCCCCUGGACAGGGAUCAACCAAAUGGAAGACCUCAGUGGCGAUUCACCGUGUUUGCUCAAGAUGAAGGCGGAGAAGGUUUAGUUGGAUACGCUGAUGUCCAGGUGAACUUGAAGGAUAUCAACGAUAAUGCACCAACCUUCCCUCAAGGAAUUUAUUUUGGCAAUGUCACGGAAAAUGGCACCGCAGGAAUGGUGGUGAUGACUAUGACGGCGGUCGAUUACGAUGACCCGAACGAAAGUACAAACGCUAAACUGAUUUACUCUAUCGAGAAGAACGUGAUCGAAGAGGAAACUGGUUCGCCAAUUUUCGAAAUUGAAUCGGAAACAGGUGUGAUAAAAACGGCAGUAUGUUGCUUGGACAGAGAACGAACCCCGGAUUAUUCUAUACAGGUGGUAGCAAUGGAUGGAGGAGGGUUAAAAGGGACGGGGACAGCUUCUAUACGAGUGAAAGAUAUAAACGAUAUGCCCCCGCAAUUUACGAAAGAUGAAUGGUUCACCGAAGUGGACGAAACGGAAGGUCCAGAUUUACCGGAAAUGCCGAUUCUUACGGUCACCGUGCACGACGAAGAUGAAACUAAUAAAUUUCAAUAUAAGGUGAUCGAAAGCAGUGGUUAUGGUGCUGACAAAUUCACUAUGGUGAGAAACAACGAUGGCACAGGUUCAUUAAAAAUAGUGCAACCAUUGGAUUACGAGGACCAAAUGCAAAGCAACGGUUUUAGGUUUAGAAUACAGGUCAAUGAUAAGGGUGAAGACAAUGACAACGAUAAAUAUCAUGUCGCCUACUCUUGGGUAGUCGUUAAGCUUCGAGAUAUAAACGACAAUCAACCACAAUUCGAGAAGGCCAAUAUCGAGACUUCGGUGCCGGAAAAUGCUCAUAUUGGAAAUAGUCUUGAAACCUUCACAGCCACUGAUCCUGAUCAAGGUGGCAAGAGCAAAGUAUUUUACACGAUUGACAGGAGUUCAGAUCGUAAAAGACAAUUUUCAAUUAACGAAAACGGAACAGUUUCGAUCCAGAGGAGCCUUGACCGUGAGGAAACACCACGACAUCAGGUGAAAAUUUUGGCCAUCGACGACGGUAUUCCUCCAAAAACCGCAACAGCCACCUUAACAGUAAUUGUCCAGGACAUAAACGAUAAUCCACCAAGAUUCUUGAAGGAUUAUCGACCAAUACUUCAGGAACAUUCUCAAACGAAAAAAGUAGUAGAAAUAUUGGCAACGGACGACGACGAUAGAUCAAAGAGCAAUGGACCACCGUUCACUUUCAGAAUGGAUCCGAAAGCUGAUGAUGUGAUUCGAGCCAGUUUCAAAGUUGAAAGCGAUAACAAGGGUGCAAACGGGGAUGGUAUGGCCAUUGUGUCAUCAUUAAGAUCGUUUAAUAGAGAACAACAAAAGGAGUACUUGAUACCGAUCGUUAUCAAGGAUGCAGGAACUCCUUCAAUGUCUGGGACCAGUACCUUAACGGUCAUUAUCGGGGACAUUAAUGAUAACAAAAUGCAGCCUGGAUCGAAGGACAUUUUUGUAUAUAAUUAUGCAGGACAAUCACCAGAUACCGAGAUCGGAAGAGUAUACGUCUAUGAUUUGGACGAUUGGGAUUUACCAGACAAAAAAUUCUAUUGGGAAAGUUUAGAACAUACUCAAUUUAAAUUGGACGAGGAUAGUGGUAUGAUUUACAUGAAAGCAGGCACUCAUGAUGGUAGAUAUCACUUGCGCUUCAAAGUCUACGAUCGGAAACACACUCAAACAGAUGUCCCAGCAAACGUUACUGUUACCGUAAAAAGUAUUCCUCAUGAAGCUGUAUUGAACUCUGGAUCAAUUCGAAUAUCCGGUAUAACUGACGAAGAUUUUAUUCGAGUUUGGGAUUAUAAAUCGUCAACUUUGUCUCGUAGUAAGGCCGAAUUAUUUCGAGAUAAAUUGGCUCAUUUGUUGAGUAUUGACAGAGAAUAUGUUGAUGUAUUCAGUGUUCAAUUACGUAGAAUGCAUCCACCUUUAACGGACGUUAGAUUUGCUGCUCAUGGUUCACCGUAUUACAAACCUGUCAGGUUAAAUGGAAUCGUGCUAAUGCACCGUGAAGAGAUCGAGAAGGAAGUUGGUAUUAACAUAACAAUGGUCGGCAUUGAUGAAUGUUAUUACGAGAACGAAGUAUGCGAGGGUAGUUGCACAAAUACGCUGGAUAUCAGCAGUUUACCUUACAUGGUAAACGCAAACAAGACUGCUUUGGUCGGUGUGCGGGUGGAUGUAAUCGCAGAAUGUACAUGCGGGGCACGAAAUUUCAGUAAAGGCGAAUCUUGUAGAAGUAGCCCUUGUUAUAACGGUGGUCGUUGCGUGGAAGGACGAUUUGGAUUAUCAUGUCAGUGUCCAGCUGGAUACAAUGGUCCAAGGUGCCAACAGACUGCAAGAAGUUUCCGUGGUAAUGGUUGGGCUUGGUAUCCUGCUUUAGAAAUGUGCGAUAACAGUCAUUUAAGUUUCGAAUUCAUCACGAAAAAACCUGAUGGUUUACUUUUGUAUAACGGGCCUAUUGUUCCUCCUGAGGCGGACGAAAUUAUGGUUUCUGAUUUUAUAUCUGUCGAAUUGGAACGUGGAAUACCUCGAUUAUUGAUAGAUUUUGGAUCCGGAACUCUAGAACUAAAAGUGAAACCAAAGAGAACAUUGGAUGAUGGAGAAUGGCACAGAUUGGAUAUCUUUUGGAAUACAGAGACCGUGAAGCUGAUCAUUGACUACUGCAAGUCUGCAGACAUCUCAGAACCGGAAGACGGUACACCUCCAGAAUUUAACGAUACCAGCUGCCAAGCACAAGGCACCAUACCACCUUUCAAUGAAUACCUAAAUGUAAACGCGCCACUUCAAAUCGGUGGUUUAUACGUUGAAAAUUUCGAUCCAACCCAUUACAAAUGGAAACACAUGCCGGUUGGCAAGGGCUUUGAGGGUUGCAUAAAGAAUCUCUUCCACAACAGCAAACUUUAUGAUCUGGCUCAUCCUGGACUCUCCAGAAACAGCGUAGCCGGAUGUCCGCAAACCGAAGAAAUCUGCAACAACCAAGAAUCUACUUUGCGAUGCUGGGAACAUGGUACUUGUGUGGGAAGCUUUACCGAAGCUAGAUGUCAAUGUAAUUCCGGCUGGACGGGUCCUGGAUGCAUGACACCCACUAUACCAACAACGUUCAAACCACAAAGUUAUGUCAAAUACGCGUUGUCCUUUGAACCGGAUAAAUAUUCCACUCAGGUUCAAUUGAGGUUUCGUACUCGAGAGGUUCAUGGCGAACUGUUUAGAGUCAGUGAUCAACACAACAGAGAAUAUGCUAUUUUAGAGAUCAAGGAUAGCAGACUGCACUUCCGGUACAAUUUGAACAGUCUGAGGACCGAGGAGCGUGAUAUUUGGCUCACUGCCAUAGCUGUCGACGAUGGACAAUGGCAUACGGUCAGAGUUUCCAGAUACGGAUCAGCUGCUACUUUGGAACUAGAUGGUGGUGAAGGAAGAAGAUUCAACGAAACAUUUUCCUUCGAAGGGCAUCAAUGGUUGCUGGUUGACAAACAGGAAGGAGUUUAUGCGGGUGGCAAAGCUGAGUACACCGGUGUCCGAACUUUUGAAGUGUACGGUGAUUAUCAAAAAGGUUGUCUCGACGAUAUAAGAUUAGAAGGCAAGCAUCUUCCAUUACCGCCAGCCAUGAAUGGGACACAAUGGGGUCAAGCAACGAUGGCCAGAAAUCUGGAAAGAAAUUGUCCAUCAAACAAACCCUGUGCCAACGUCAUUUGCCCGGAGCCGUUCGAGUGUAUUGAUCUUUGGAAUGAAUACGAUUGCACGUGUGGUGAAGGAAGAAUUCCAUCGCCAGAUAAUAAAGGAUGUAUGGAUAAAAAUGAAUGCAUAGACUAUCCCUGUUUGAACGGUGGUAGAUGCAUCAAUCAGGAUCCUAGGUUCCGGUAUAGAUGCAUUUGUAACGAUGGUUAUUGGGGAGAAAAUUGUGAGCUUGUUCAAGAGGGUCAGACUCUGAAACUCGGCAUGGGAGCUUUAGCAGCUAUUCUUGUCUGUCUUCUAAUUAUUCUCGUUCUUGUCUUAGUAUUUGUUGUCUACAAUAGAAGAAGAGAAUCUCACAUUAAGUAUCCUGGUCCUGACGAUGACGUGAGAGAAAAUAUUAUUAAUUACGAUGACGAGGGUGGCGGAGAAGAUGACAUGACCGCAUUCGAUAUUACACCACUUCAAAUUCCUAUUGGUGGCCCGAUACCGGAAAUGGGUGGAAAACUACCUCCAUGUAAAAUAGCCUAUCCACUAGGACCGGAACCAAACGUGGGUAUGUUUAUAGAAGAUCAUAAAAAGAGAGCUGAUAGUGAUCCAAAUGCGCCGCCAUUCGAUGAUCUACGAAAUUAUGCCUACGAGGGUGGCGGAAGUAUCGCAGGCUCAUUAUCAUCUUUAGCUUCCGGAACAGACGACGAGCAGCAUGAGUACGAGUACUUAGGUGCCUGGGGCCCAAGAUUCGACAAGUUGGCUGACAUGUACGGGCCAGCAGAGGAAAGCGAAGAAGAGGACUAAAGAAAUCCUCAACGAAACUCCAUAGCUCACACGAUCCAUACACCUGUAGGAAGAAUAGUGCCCGUAUGAUCUUAAAUCAACAGAGAAAAAACGAACAAGAAACUAUCCAAUAGAACACGCGAAUUCGUAUGAACAAUUCGAGAUGAACAUACCUAUGAAGAAACGAACAGAGAAACAGGAAAUAGAAAGAAAACCCGCAAUCUAAUCGAAGUGGUGUAUUAAGUUUCCUCGAGCAACAAGAACGUUCCGUUUCAUUCAGCAAUCAUCGAGCCACAUCCGCGUUUCCGGUACGUGGCAUAUUUUACGCAAUGAGAAAGAAGCAUAAAUGAAAACGCAUCCGCUCGUCGAUGGUGAUCCCAUUGAAAUGGGCUUUCUGAUUCCCGUCGCGUUACGAACGUUGUUGCAAUAAAAUGUAUGUCGAAGUCACGGCUAUUACAAACGCGCCCUACGGUUGCGUCACCCUUCGAGGGUGCAUACCUAUCUGUAUAGCACGUUACGCGUAUACGUAGUGAAUUCGUGCGUGUCUUAACAACGCGCAAGACUUUUCUAUCGAUAAAAUAAAUCUAUAUAUAUAUAUAUAUAUAUAUAUAUACAAUUCAUUAUUUUUAGUCACAGUCAUAGUUACUAUUUAUCGGUACCACUGACCUCGAUGUCCCGGUAUUCGAUCGGUUAAUUAUUAAUCGUCGACGCGACAACAUCGGUUCGACUGGAAUUAGGGGACAUUUUCACGUGACAGUAAAGUGAAUGACUUUACAGCAUUGACAUUUUGCAGUACCAACUUGUUGAAAAUAAUUUUAUUUUCCCAAUUAGACCUCCUUGUUAAGUCAACUCAGAAAAAAUGAGUCUUUCAAGAGUCGACAGUACAAAAAUUAUGACUUUUAAUUAUCACAUUAAACUGUUUGGAAACAUUUUUAGUGCUACGUGAAAAGGUACUAUUAUAAUAAACGUUACUGAUGCCAGUAUCGUCGCCGUGUGCGUAAUCGUUUCCGUUUUCGACCGAGUCGUACCUCAAGGGCAUUGCUCAUUUGACCCGUUUCUGACCUUCAUCUUCAAUAGUUACUCGGUUCCUUUCCAACGCGAAUGCGCACCGGCUACCUGGUUCCGUGUAACGUACCCUGGACAAGUGUUGUCGAGUUUUUAAUAAAAAGAAUCCUCAGAUAAAUGAUUCGUGACGCCUUCCUCGUUCGCGUAAUACAAACGAUCCUAACGGUUAUAGGGUUAUUAGGAAUAUUAAAAGGCGGGUUUAGAUGUCGCGAGUCGAAAGCCAUCCUCAUCGUUGUCAUCGUCACCGUCACCAGCAUCCUCAUUAAUUAUUGAUAGUAUUAUUAUUGACAUUAUGAUAAAUAUAUAUAUAUGAAUUUAUAAAUAAAUAUAAAUAUACAUAUAUAUAUAUAGAAAGUGGAAAAAUAAAAGAGAGUUCAGUAAAGUGGAGCGCACGAAAGUCCGCGAAAGAACAAAGAGAGUUACCGCGCGCAUAUGUAAUUAUUACGAUUAAUAUUAUAUAGCGAUAUAAAUAAUGAAUAUAAAUAUAAAUAUAUACAUAUAUGUAUAUUAUAUAUAUGAGAAGAUGAAUUACAUACAGACGAGGAAACGUAAAGAGAAGUUUAAAAAACAAAAAAAAAAGAGGGUGAAGAGUAACCGUAGCGAAAAAUACCAAGGACGGUUGUCGAGAAAAGCUCACGAUUUAACUCUCGACGUAGUAUUAAUAUUUAUUUUCUGUCAGUGUCGAACCGGUCGAGAGUUUCAAAAGAUAUGAAGCAAAACGAUCGAAAGACGUGAUAAUCCUUUGAUUCGUGGUCGUCUGGGUAAUUUCGACCCUUGAUCAUGCGCGACGUAUCUCGGGCGAGCACAACGCGGCUUCCGGCAAAGGAAACAUCCUAGUGUCACGACGAUAAAGAUAGUGUCGCCUCGGAACAUCUCCACGCGUGUGUCUCGACUGAUUUGUAAAAUUUCUCUACGGAAAUAUUAAUAGUCAAUUUAUCGGUUAGGGGAAGCUCCGUCGGAUCGUGUGGUCCGGGCAUAGUGUUAAGCACUUGUACGAAUAUUGUAAGUAACGUCGUGUAUUUCGGUGUACCGGUUCCCUUCGUCUUGCGAUCGGUACCGAGCAUCUCUGUAUAAUUGUCCUACCAAGAUUCGUCGUAUCGUUUCCCAGUGAUGUUUGUGAUAUUACGUUUCCCAUACCCGUUAAUUCGACGUUUGUAUCGUUUCCUUUUGUAACCUCUACUGCCAUUGAGAAACGCCCUAUGAUCAUUUAUCUUUAAUCGAAACACUUAUACUGAUACUGAUGGAUGAUAUCAAAUUUUCAAACCUUACUUUAUCCUUUCAUUUAACCCUUUCGUUACGAAUGGUGUACAUGUACACUGGAAUUCAAAUUAUAGGAUAUGUACUUGUAUUAAUAAUCUUUAAUUAUUUAAAUUAUGUAUGCAGUGCCAGUUGUAAAAAUAGAUCAUUUUUAAUCUUAUUGUUAACUUCAAGUUUUCAAGUUCUAUUUCUUUUUUCCUCCUUUUUUUGUUUCUUCUUUUUUAAGAGAACAAGUGAUUUGAUUUUCAAGUCAAGCAAUGAAAAAGUAUUCUCGAUGUUGGUAGAUUUGCAUCAAUAAAUGAUCAUGUUUCAUCGUCUCACCGUCCUCCUCCUCCUUCUCCUCUUCGUAGUUCACCCUUUCGUUUCUCCGGCCAUUCCUAACGUCGAUUUCACCCCGCCAAGUAGUUUCUAAGCAGACACAGUAUUCGACGGACUGGCGUUGUAGGAGAACGAACGGUUUAUCGUUGAUUAACUGAUAAUGAGUUAAAUAGCAUGCGUGAGCGUGCACACGAGUGUACAGUGGCAAAACCGAUUAUCCCGCGAUACGCUUAUAACAGCGAAAUAUACGAAAUUAAGAGAACUUACAAUUUCUUGGAGAUUAAGUUUGCAAGAGAAAUAAAGAAUGUAUAUCGGGUUCAGUUCAAUAUUAAUUUAAUUUUUUUUCUGUUGUGUUACCGCAUAAUUAAAAUGGCAAUGUAAACAUUGAAACAAUAUAAGAAUAUUCAGUAUGAAAUAUACUUUUCUAUUAAAUCUUUGAAACUGAAAAGAUUCUUAUAUUAUAUGAAGAACAUGUGAAAUUAAACUCCAAGAUUAUCUCUCUAGCGCAAAUUUCUAGCGCAAUUUAGUAACUCAUAAAAAAGAUUCUCUCCAGUCGCGCGACUUAAGCACCUCGAAGAAUGUUCAGUAGUAUGCAAUACCUUACGAACUAAUUUGCAAUAAGUGACUGAAAAAAUUAGUUAAAAUAUAGUUACACCAAUUUUCGAUUUUUAUUCAAUGUUUGUAAGAUGUUACACUUCUUUUUACAUUGAAAGGCAAAUUUAUGAUUAUUUUAAUUGAUAUUUGAGAUUUCCGAAAUCAACUCAAUAGGAUUAUACAUACAUAGUGAUACAGAUCUUGAAAAAAGAUUAGCACAAAUUCUGCAAAUUAUAAAACAUUUCAAAAUAUUAAGUUUAUAUGAAAGCAUUUGAAAUAAUCUUUGGAUAUUUAAUCCAACUAAGAAAUUUUUUUGUAACUUAACUUACAUUAAAGUUCAAUAAUUUUGCAAAAUAUUUGAAGAUUAAUGCCAAAAUGCAAGUAGUUCGUAAGGUGUUAAUUCACGAAGCUAACGAGACACUUCGUCUAUUGAAUGCGAAAAUAAAUAGAAUCAAUGCGAUUUGCAUGGAAAAGUAUAUAAUUACGGUUUAAUUUGCCACUGAUGAAUCAAUACAGGAAAGAAACGAAAUUCUAAUGAAACAAAAUAAAAGAUCGAAAAAAAGAAGUGAGACCGUUAACAGCAAAAAGCGGCCGUCAUUCCAUAACGGUCGUACUCGUGGUUGGUUGAAAAGAAUCUGUAUUUUUAAGAAUCAGAAGCUAAUAGCUUCUCUUUAGUCAUUAAUAAAAAUCGUACUCUGUUAGGAUAUUACAAAUUUUUUUUUGUUAAUUAUAAGACAAUUUUUCUUUAUUCAAUAAUAUUAAAAUAGAACAUUUCUUUUGUAUGAUGCAUGUUCAAAGUGUGUUCACGAGUGACAAUGAAAUGAAUCCAAAGAAGUAAAACUUGUACAUUUUGUAGUAUAGUUACUUGUGAAUAUUUAAUAUUUUUGUUUCUGUGUGUGUAACAAUUAUCGUGCAACGUUCGUGUCAUCUGUAACUUAAAUUCAUUAUACAUUUAUUAUAUAGUAAGUUCACCUACUCGUUACAGUAGGAGUUAAUCUGAUUUCACGAAGAUCAAUGUACUUUUUGUACGAAAACAGAAAUUCGUAACAAGUCGACAUUAAUCGUCAUGAAUAUUCGUUUCGUUCUAGCAGAGAUCAUAUCCGUUUCAGCAAUACACGAACAUUUUGGAAACGAUCAAUUAACAGCCGUCGACUUUCUUUAACGAAUUUACCAUCGAAUGAUCAAUAUUAAUUUAAGGUAUCUCUUUCAAGCACACACGGCUCAACUUUUUUACCGAAAACGAGUUGGUAUGCACCUAAAAAAUGAUGGAGAACAAUACGAAAAUAAAAAUAAAGAACGAAACGUACUUAUUCUCAAAGAGAUCUCAUUGUCUGGAUUGAUAAAUGACCGAAAGACGUCCGUUCUCCGGUUAUGGUAAAAGAAAGAAUGAAGGAGAAAACGUGAAGCCCCGUGAAAAUGCGAACGAAAAGAACGGCGGCCACGCGAGCUCAUCCUACAUAUCUGUAAACUUUUUCCAAGCACUGCCUAAUCGUGCACAAAGAGAAAUGCUCGAGCAGAGUGGCUCGACCCUCCAUCCGGUACAAUUACGAUUCAAUGAAGCGAUGAUUACUUUUACAACGGCACUAGUCCGAUUUGUCGAACGACAGAAUUCUUCUCGCCAGCUCGAAAUUUCUCUUUGUUCGUUUUACAUCUUUCGAACAAAGAUUAGAGGUGGGAUCUAAGUAUACUGAAAAUAGGUUCGAAUAUUUGGAGAAAGAGAAGCAAUAAGCUCGAACCUAGAUGAAGUGGGUUCUAAUUUUUUAUAAGUACUUUAUAAUUAUAACUCGACUCUUUACGACUAUUUUACCUAAGUAAAAAUUUUCUAUUAAAAGUUUACAUAUAUUAAUUGCUGCAGUAAAAAUGGACAUUUAUAAUAAGGCACUUCAAAUGCAGUUAUGAAUGAUACAGUUGGUUAAUUUUUAAAUUUAAGUUUUUAAAUGAAUAUUUUACAUUAUUAGCAUAAUACUAACGUUACUCAUCACUUUCUACGGUAACGAGCAUGUAGGGCUUCCCCAGUGAAGAUGGCGAUAUCCUGGGCUUCCGUCCUUCCCUUAGGUGGCCCUGGGAAGAGUGGCGGUGUAGAGGAGAGGGUCCCAUAUAAUAUAAUAUAUAAGUACAGUCGAGAGAUGGAAAGAAUAUUAGGAAAAGGAAAGCGGGUACGAUUGGUCGGAGUCAGUACGUGACGCUUCGCGCACAUGCAUUCUAGAUUAUCGCGCGUUAUUGGCCGAUGCGAUCACACACUAAUCGCGUCGCCUGACAAAGAAGGAAAAUGAAACUUUGUGAGAAAGUGAGAUGGUACGAAGUUAGCGUUGCGACGAACUUUGAACUGUGAGAAUCAAACGUGGGGACAGGACGGAGCGUGCAAAGUGCUCCCUUUGCCCCUGUACCGUGCCGCUAAUGUUCUUUCCAUCUCUCGACUGUACAGCGAUUAAUGUGUGAUCGCAUCGGCCAAUAUGUAACGCCUGAUAAUCCAGAAUGCAUGUGCGUGAGGCAUGACGUACCGACUCCGACCAAUCGUACCCGCAUUCUUUUCCUAAUGUUCUUUCCAUCUCUCGAUAGUACUUUAUGCAGGACGCUCAUCUCCCACUACUUGCGUUAGACGUUUACGCGGGAGAAUUUCAAUCGAUAUUUAUGUUAUUAUUCAUAUUUUUUAAUUAUAUACUAAAUUUUAUAAUGUUUAGUAAUUAAAAAUUAUAUUUUAUUUUUUAAUCACUUUUAAUAUUGAGAUCGUCAAAAUUAAGUUUUUAAAAAUUCCUGUUUCCCUUGUAACGUUAUUUUCCCCAAAGAAGCCUAUUGUGUUCAAUGCUAUACAAUUGUGUAAUUAAUUAUUUUGUUUCGUGUGCGCGUAAAGUACGAUUAACAUUGCUUAUCUACUUUUAAUUUUGUAUUAGGAAUUUCAGAUCGUAAGGACUACUUCACAAUACUUUUAUACUAUAAAAUUUUGUCAAAUUUUCUAUAUUUCAAUAUUCAAUGUAUCGUUUUAUGGUUCGAAAGUAGUUCAUGUUUUAUGAUACAAGUAUCUUUCUUCAAUUAUUACUUUUUACGAGUAGUAGUAUUCAAAUCCCAUGAAGCGAAUACAUAUCGAACUUGAUCCCAUCUCUAAUGAUAACCCUUGUGUUACGAAGAGCGAGCGAGACAUUGUGUACAUCGAAAAAUAAAAUAUUCGUAUCGCUGAAAAUAUUCGGUUGGAAUGUCCUUUUGAUAAUAUAUAUUGUAUUUUUCUUUUCAGUGA